Molecule: messenger RNA, 583 nt
Organism: Drosophila virilis
Lineage: Eukaryota; Metazoa; Arthropoda; Insecta; Diptera; Drosophilidae
Source: RefSeq, a predicted model, not a curated record
UAUUUUCGUUGAAGAUGAAAUCAGUUUUUUGAGAUGUCUUCUCGAAAAACGAACUAAAAAUAAGCGAAAUUAAUUGUGUUUAAUUCGAAUUGGGACUUGUUAUGGCACCUUUGAGAAAAACUAAGGAAUGGUCUCGUUCCAUAAUCUGCAAGCCCAAGGAUAAUCUGAAAACCGAAGCCGGCAUGCGGGCCCAACGACGGGCAAUCGCUCUGGCGCGAAAUCGCGAAGACUUAGAGGAGGAUGCAAAGCCGAAGGUAAUCAAGAACGAUUUCGAUUGGUGGCUGAAGCUGCGCAAAACGAACAAGAGUUUCUGCUCCAAAGGAUAGCCCGCUGUUGACCGAGAGCUUUCGCUUGUGUAACGGUACUAGCGAAGACACGAACCAUAUCAGUGCAAGCUUUUGGCCAUGAACUACGCAACCUUACACACGAUUAGGCGCCCAGGUCUUAACUGCAAUAGCAUUGAAAUCAUUUCAAUUCAGAUAUUAUAAAAUGGAUAUGUAUCAAUAAACCUGACUAAUAGAAAAAAUUACCCGUCUUAGCCCGGCCUGCAUUAAUAAUAUGGAAAAUACAAGUAGAACCAAAA